Molecule: messenger RNA, 1293 nt
Organism: Fonsecaea multimorphosa CBS 102226
Lineage: Eukaryota; Fungi; Ascomycota; Eurotiomycetes; Chaetothyriales; Herpotrichiellaceae
Exons: 1
Coding region: 1-1293 (430 amino acids)
Source: RefSeq, a predicted model, not a curated record
AUGUAUUCCAAAUUUGCACCAGUCCUCGGCUCCUUGGCUAUCGCCUCGCUUGCUGCAGCAGUCCCAGUCGAGAAGCGCGACAUCUGGUUUGGUAGCAGCCAAGACGGCCGCAAACCCCAUCUGGAGAACUACCAGGGUGGCCAGCCUUCUGCCUCCUACAGUGGCCCCGCCAACGGCUACUAUACUGCCUCAGCGACCAGCGGCAGCGGCUCUUGGUCCACCAGCGCCCCUCCGGCGUCGACUGCCUCUGGCUCGAACGAUGGCAGCAGCAACCCGUUCAGCUUCCCUCUGUCCAACGGCUUCCCCAACAUCCAGAACCCGUCGUCUCAGCUCACUGCCAUUGAGGCCCAAGCCCACGGUCUCUUGCCCAACGGCCCCCCGCCCCCAACUGCUCCUGCCGCCGACGAUCUCACGUCGCUGAGACUCAUCGCCUUCAACGAGCUUUGGGAGGUGGCCUUCUUCACCGAACUCCUCUUCAACGUGACCCACAACGUUCAGGGAUACCAGUUCCAGGACGAAUCCCAGAAGCAAACCGUCAUUGACGCCAUCACUGCCGUCCAAGCCCAAGAGGAGCUGCACGCCUUGAACGCCAACGGCGCGCUCGGCCACUUCAAUGCUGGCCCCAUCCAACCCUGCAAAUACGUCGCCCCGGUGUCUGACUUCAAGAGCGCCAUCAACCUGGCCAAGACCUUCACUGACGUGGUCUUGGGUACUUUGGGUGAUGUCCAAACACACUUCGGCGACAAUGGCGACAACGGCCUCAUCCGUGGUGUCGCUGCCGUCAUUGGUCAGGAGGGUGAGCAGAAUGGCUUCUACCGCAACCUCCUUGGUCUCAUCCCCAGCGGUGCUCCUUUCUUGACCGCCUCCACCCGCGAGUUCGCCUUCUCCGCCUUGAACCAAGACUUUGUCGUCCCAGGCUCCUGCCCCAACAGCAACACCAUUGACCUCCCCAUCUUCGGUGUCCUGAACGUCUUGACCCAGAACAUCCAACCCCAAGACCAGACCUUGCAAUUCUCCUUCGAGGCCACUGGCUCCUACUCCCAGUAUGCCAGCAACUACCAGGGACUGAGCUUGGUGUACAUCAACCAGCAGAACGUGCCUGUUGUUGAGCCCAUCACCCAAGCCACGGUCAGCGGCAGCACCGUCACCUUCUCCGCCAACCUGCCCUUCACCGAGAACGACAUGUUCGGCCUGACCAUCGCCGCCGUUGUCGAGGGAUCUGGCCCAUUCGCCACCGUCGCUGAUGUUGCCGCCGCGACCAAGUUCGGCCCUGGUCUGAUUGAAAUCCAAUAA